This is a messenger RNA of Xenopus laevis (African clawed frog), 3628 nucleotides long. It is a transcript of the gene acsl1.L, whose product is annotated as acyl-CoA synthetase long chain family member 1 protein L homeolog. NCBI's taxonomy places the organism in Eukaryota, Metazoa, Chordata, Amphibia, Anura, Pipidae. Gene Ontology annotation, biological process: long-chain fatty acid metabolic process; fatty acid metabolic process. Gene Ontology annotation, molecular function: long-chain fatty acid-CoA ligase activity; arachidonate-CoA ligase activity. Gene Ontology annotation, cellular component: membrane; endoplasmic reticulum. Bases 284 to 2380 code for a protein of 698 amino acids. The transcript has 22 exons. The record is from RefSeq and is a predicted model, not a curated record.
AUGCGCGUUGCCGUACAGUCCUGCUAAAGGGGAAGGAAUAGCGAGACAGUCUGGAGACUACAGCCAAUGUCUGGCCUGCUGCUGUAGCCUCAGCUUUCUGUCAUACUAGCAUCUCGUGAACUGCAACUCCCAGCAUGCACUGACAGCCUGCACAGAACUGCAGCACUUUGCAGCAUGUACUGACGGCUCGCUGAACUGCAACUCUCAAGCCUGCUGCUAUCCAUUUACAGCUUGCUUGCAGUCAUACCAUAGCAGCAUCUGGGCUUAAAGGACAGACGUAAUCAUGCAGGCACACGAGAUCCUCAGAAACCUCAGAAUACCAGAGCUCGGGGAUGUGCGACAGUAUGUGCGGACUCUGCCCACUAACACCUUGAUGGGCUUUGGUGCCUUUGCAGCUCUUACAACUUAUUGGUAUGCGACGAGACCCAAGGCUCUAAAACCACCGUGUGACUUGGCCAUGCAGUCUGUGGAGACACAGGGAGGUGAACACGCUCGCAGAUCCACCAUUCUGGAUAGUGAUGAGGUGAUCACGUAUUAUUAUGAUGACGUUAAAACAAUCUAUGACAUUUUCCAAAGAGGGGUACGGGUAUCAAAUAAUGGGCCUUGUUUAGGACAUAGGAAACCAAAUCAGCCAUAUGAAUGGAUUUCUUAUAAAGAGGUGGCAGAAAGAGCUGAGUUUGUGGGGUCUGCACUGUUGCACAGAGGGUUUAAACCUUCACCGGAUCAAUUUAUAGGCAUAUUUGCACAAAACAGACCAGAGUGGACAAUCGUGGAACUGGGCUGCUACACAUACUCCAUGGUGGCGGUGCCACUGUAUGACACAUUGGGAGCGGAGGCAAUAACGUACAUCAUUAACAGAGCUGAUCUCUCGGUAGUAUUUUGUGACUCUCCCGAGAAGGCAAAACUUUUGCUGUCCAAUGUUGAAAAGGGAGAAACACCAGUGCUCCGCACCAUUGUGCUCAUGAAUCCUUUUGACAGUGAUCUUGUUGAGAGAGGCAAGAAGUGUGGCGUUGAAUUGGUCAGCUUGAAGGAUGUAGAGGAAGAGGGAAAGGCAAACCGAGAAAAACCAAAGCCUCCCAAACCAGACGACCUGGCAGUUGUUUGCUUCACAAGUGGGACGACCGGCAAUCCAAAGGGUGCGAUGCUAUCUCACAAGAACAUUGUGAGCAACAGUGCAGGUUUUAUGAAAGUAACGGAGGACUUGAUGUUUCCUUCUACUCAAGAUGUUCUGAUUUCUUUUCUGCCCUUGGCGCAUAUGUUUGAAAGAGUUGUGGAGUGUGUAGUGCUUUGCCAUGGUGCUCGGAUAGGAUUCUUUCAAGGAGACAUAAGACUUCUCAUGGAUGAUCUUAAAGCUUUGCAGCCCACAAUAUUUCCUGUAGUUCCCCGACUCCUGAACAGAAUGUUUGACAGAAUCUUUGGGCAAGCCAACACACCAGUGAAGAGAUGGAUGUUGGAAUUUGCAUCUAAGAGGAAGGAAGCUGAACUUCGCAGCGGAAUUAUCCGAAAUGACAGUUUCUGGGACAAAAUCAUAUUUCACAAAGUUCAGGAGAGCCUUGGUGGAAAAGUAAGACUUAUGGUAACUGGAGCUGCACCUGUAUCUCCCACUGUAUUAACUUUCUUGCGGGCAGCACUUGGCUGUCAGUUCUAUGAAGGAUAUGGGCAGACUGAAUGCACAGCAGGAUGCUCUCUGACUAUACCAGGAGACUGGACUGCAGGUCACGUUGGGGCACCAAUGCCAUGCAAUCAUGUAAAGCUGGUGGACGUAGAAGAGAUGAAUUACUUAGCAGCAAAGGGAGAGGGUGAAGUUUGUGUUAAAGGAUCAAAUGUGUUUCAAGGGUAUUUAAAAGAUGAAGAGAAAACUGCAGAGGCCUUGGACAAGGAUGGCUGGCUGCAUACCGGAGAUAUAGGCAAAUGGCUACCAAAUGGCACUCUUAAGAUUAUAGACAGAAAGAAGCAUAUCUUUAAGCUGGCACAGGGAGAGUACAUUGCACCAGAGAAAAUUGAAAAUAUCUACACAAGAAGUGAGCCCGUGGUACAAGUUUUUGUCCAUGGAGAAAGUUUACAGGCAUUUUUAGUUGGCAUUAUUGUGCCGGAUCCUGAAAACGUGAUAAACUGGGCAAAGAAAAGAAAAUUUGAGGGCUCUUAUGAAGAGUUAUGCAAAAACAAGGAUUUUAAAAAUGCAAUUCUUGAAGAUUUGCUGAAGCUUGGGAAAGAAGCCGGGUUAAAAACUUUUGAACAGGUAAAAGACAUUGCUUUGUGCUCAGAAAUGUUUUCAAUUGAGAACGGCUUACUUACACCUACACUGAAAGCUAAGAGGCCAGAGCUUCGGAAAUCUUUUAAGGAUCAAAUUGAAGAAUUGUACGCUAAUAACAAGGUUUAAUUUCAAAACGACUUCAGUGAAUGCCCAGUGUCGUCAUAUCACCGGUUAGUUAUUCACAACCACAAAGUGAUACCGCUCGUAGGAAUAGUACAACACAAUCCCUAAAAUGCCUUACAGGUCGCCUGUACUGUAACACUUGCUGGGUGAUCUAGAAUAUACAAAGUAGGCCUUAUGGUGAAAAGGACUGCAAGCUUCUGUCUGAUUGGACAUGGCUUGGACUUAACCAAUUACUCAUGUAAUUCUUUCAAUCCCUGUCAUUUGUCUCUGUCAUUUGUAUGCUGCAUUCUGAUGUCUGGUGUUUGUCCUGAAGUAAAGUUCCCCUACAAUCCAUUGUUUGGCUCCUGAUGAAGCACGUGCUGUAUAUCCUGAAUACAAUUUACAGAAGAGAAUACGCUACAUUUGAGAGAUGCGGAAAAGGAACCAGUGCUUUCCCUUGUAGAUCUACCCGUGAAAAUUAUUUUUUUUAACAAAGACUCUGGUUGGGGGCUGCAAAGUCCUUGUUGACCAGUCUCCUUGCCAGCAACUUGUGUGCAUGUAUAUAUACCAUGACCAUGCAGUAGCCCGUUAUUCUGCAAGUGAAAUAGUAGCUUUCUAAUUUUUAAACACCCUUUUUUUUUCCUAUAAGAAAAUGAAUAAUCACACUAAAUUAUAAGCCUUUUAAAAAUGGGAGGGAUUUAUACAUUUUUCCAGAAAAUUCACUGUCUGCACACCAAUGAUUUUACAUAAUUUACACGCACAAUUUUCUUCCCCAUAAUUUAAGAAAGUGGGACUUUACCUUUCAGUAUGUUUAGAAAGCUGCUACAGCCUGUGCUACGAUUGUUUUGUAUACUGACCAGUCCUGCAAGAACUCUUAAGUGCAAUUACUGCUGAUUGUUCCGGCAGCAGCCUUGAAAAUGUUGGGGUUUUAUACAGUAAGAGUUUUUGGGAGAAUGGGGAAGGGGAGAGGUCUUCUUUUUUUUCAAUGAAAAGAGUUCCAAGUUGGUCACAAGGGAGUCAAAAUAUUCAAAAGCACAACAAUGGUUUUGCACUAUAUAAAGCCUGUGUUUAUACUGAUGCACUGUAGGAUAGGGGGAUCUCUUGUUUGUUGCACAGAUACCAAAAUUUUUAUCCAAAUGGAAUGUGACUUGUAAAACUGACUUAUAUAAAUGUUUGCUUAGCAGUUGUGGGUUCUACUGUACAAAUGAUAACAUUUUUAUUUCCCAUCUCUUCAAACUAAUGAAGGAAACCAAAAUAAAUAAUGAAACUGUA